UCGACAAAGAGCCAGCCUCCAGUUUCUCUCUCUCUCUCUCUCUCUCUCGCUCGCUUCCUCAAACAGCUGCACAGCAUCAAUGUGAAUGAGCGCAUCUCGUACAUCCUCAGCCUCGCAGCUGAUCCAGCCCUGGGAGACGUGGCUGUAAAUCAAAUAUCAAUGGACGUGUCCUGCCGCUCCAGUUCGGAAUUAACAAUGUUGUAAAAAAAAAAAAAAAAAAAAGAAAAGAAAAGUUUCUCGUGGACACGGAACGUGUUCAGUUUUCUUUCAGCAAAGAAGUUGCGCCCGGCCGCAUUUCUCUUUAUCGGCUUCCUCCGUUCUUACUCGAGUUUGAUCUAAAUUCAAAGCUCCAUGGAUGCUGGCUCCGACGGGAUGCUUCUGAAAUGCCACGCCAGGAAUCUGCAGCUCCAAGUGGUGCUCAAUCCGAGCAAGAUCAAAGCACAAAGGCGAAGGAGAAAGCAGUUCUUUCUGUGGCAAAUCUGUUUCGUGGGAUUAUUGCUGAUGGUAGUAUCCUGCUUGUCACGUUCGACUCAGAAUUCAGGUUAUGACAUUCUGUACGACACUACUGAGGACGGUGACCGCUGGAGUGGGCGGAGACUCAUGCAUGAAGUUGACGUCAAUGACACAGAGAAAGAAAGGAAGAGAAACUGCACGGCGCCAGCUCUUCAUGAGUUUCCCACAGAUGUGUUCUCACAAAAAGACAGGCGCGGAGGAGCAGUGGCACUGCACGUCUUUUGUGCUAUGUAUAUGUUCUAUGCUCUAGCCAUUGUUUGUGAUGACUACUUUGUGCCCUCACUAGACAAGAUUUGUGAACGGUUGCAUCUCAGUCAAGAUGUAGCUGGGGCUACUUUCAUGGCAGCAGGAAGUUCAGCUCCAGAGCUGUUUACCUCAGUUAUCGGAGUGUUUAUCACCAAGGGAGAUGUAGGCGUUGGCACCAUUGUCGGGUCUGCAGUGUUCAAUGUUCUCUGUAUAAUUGGAGUCUGUGGGCUGUUUGCAGGGCAGGCUGUACCGCUGUCAUGCUGGACCUUGAUUCGAGAUUCAGUUUACUACACCCUGUCUGUGGUGGCUCUCAUUGUGUUUAUUCAUGAUGAAACAAUUUCAUGGUGGGAGUCUCUGAUCUUAAUAGUGAUGUACAUGGUGUAUAUCCUAAUCAUGAAGUUUAACUCCAGGGCACAACGCUACUUUGACCGCAGGAAGAAAAGCACUGUCAAUAUGGCCAACGGGUCAGCAAACAAUGCGGAGAUUGAUGACAGCAGCAACUGUGAAGCCACUAUGGUGUUACUGAAGAAAGCUAAUUUCCAUCGCAAGCCAUCAGUCCUGAUGGUUGAUGAGCUGCUCUCUGCCUAUCCUCACCAGCUCACCUUCUCUGAGGCUGGCCUCCGGAUCAUGAUUACCAGCCACUUUCCACCACGGACCCGGUUGACCAUGGCAAGCCGCAUGCUUAUCACUGAGAGGCAAAGACUGAUACACAACAGAUCUUUUACUAAUGGAGAUUCUGAAGUGGCUGUCAGAAUACCUAGCAAGCACGGUCUUGAAAAUGGACUUGGUAUGGCUGGUUCCUCAGAGCGAGGAAUGAACAACAGACAUGGUGAUAAUGUAGGUAUUGAGGCAGGGAAUGAGACAGAGAAUGAAAAUGAAGACAAUGAGAACAAUGAAAAUGAUGAAGAGGAAGAAGAAGAGGAUGAUAAUGAAGGACCUUUACUUCCUUUUGAAAUUCCUGCGGGUAAAUGUAACAAGCUAAAAUGGAUUAUCGCCUGGCCUCUGUCUCUUCUGCUGUUUUUCACCGUGCCAAAUUGUGCAUCACCAAGAUGGGAAAAGUGGUUCAUGGUCACGUUUGCUUCAUCUACAAUGUGGAUCGCAUGCUUCUCCUACGUCAUGGUUUGGAUGGUGACUAUUAUUGGCUUCACACUGGGAAUUCCAGACGUCAUAAUGGGAAUCACAUUUCUUGCAGCAGGGACUAGCGUUCCAGACUGCAUGGCAAGCCUCAUUGUGGCACGGCAGGGUUUGGGCGAUAUGGCUGUCUCCAACUCCAUCGGUAGUAAUGUAUUUGAUAUUUUAGUGGGCCUGGGACUACCUUGGGCUUUACAAACUCUGGCAAUUGAUUAUGGAUCUUAUAUUCAUCUAAGCAGCAGAGGCCUUGUGUUUUCUGUUGGGCUGCUGUUAGCAUCAGUUUUUCUUACAGUGCUGGGGGUCCACCUCAACAAAUGGAAGCUAGACAGGAAGCUGGGGCUGAUGUGCCUUUCCCUGUAUGCCGUCUUCUUGUGUUUCUCCAUCUUGAUUGAGUUCAACGUCUUCACUUUUGUGAACUUGCCGAUGUGCCAGGAGCGCUGAUCACCCAGCAGGCAUGGAUUUUUUUUUUCUCCCCUUUGGACCGAACAAAGCAAACAACUCUUUGAUUCCUACAGUGCAAUAUGAAGAAAACGUGUGUUUGUAACAAGUACGUGCUGCGAUGAGUACAGUAUGUGGUUAUUUAUAUAGAGAUGAACAUGCGCACACGUGCUGCACACACCAGAGAAGCCAGAAGGCGUACCCUUUUGAUUGUUUGAAAAUGCACAUUCACAGCCAAUACAAAGAUACUGAAUUAUUGCCUGCGCUGAUGUGAAACAGUUUAUUUUCAAUUUUUGUAUGUGAUUCUCAACCUGACUUUGGAAAUGGAUUGUGGCGACGCAAGUAUCAUUAGCUGCUAACCAGCAGGCCGCUGGACAGGAAAGAAAUGUCGAGGGAUCAGUCUGUUUCUUCUCGGCCCCUUCUUCAUUUGUGUACCUUUUCUCCUGGGAAGGAUUCAUUUUCUUGUGGCACAGUUAACUUGAUAAAAGACACCAGUGACCUGCCAUUCUGAGCUGAACAUUCGGAGCCACACUUUUUUCGGUCCUUGGCGUGGGAGGCUAAGGUAUGGUUUUCUGUCAUCCACUUUGGUGUUCUUCCUCUGAUUCUGGAGUCAUCUUCACAAACGAGAGGACAAUUGUACAUACUGACUCUUUAACUUUUAGAACGACAUUCAUUUCACAAAAGGCUUUCCUCUGAGGGUGGAGUCCGUGCACCUUUGCAUGCAACAUAGAUUUUUAGAGUUGCUGCAUUUAUUCCCAAGUUUACUUUUUCAGUUCAUGCUAGAAGAUGGUGAAAUAGAUGUGAUGAAUUAAAAUGUGUGAAAUAGUUUGUACUAAAAACUUUAGUUUAACUUUAUCUCGGCAGCAGGCAGCCUGCUUUAGUACACGGCUGAGGACAGUUCCCAUCCUUGUGGCACAACAUACUAUCUUCUCAAAACACUUUCACAUGCUGAAGACCCUGGUUAACUGAAACGUCUAAGCUCCUUAUCGAGAGGGCUUUCUGUAUUUCCAAUUUAUAAUUCUAAGCCUACAUGGCUACAAAGGUGAGGCAGCUAAUCUCAACUUCUUUCACGUGUGUUUAGAUCUCUGGUUCUGCAUGUUCUUAUAACAUGUACUGCAUAACGGCAGAUAACAAGCACUUUUAUAAACUGCUUCCACCAGCAGCUAAGUUCAUACACAUCAACGGACUGUUCAGAGCACAAAGAAUAAUUAAACCAAAUGGUAAAUAACUGCCAGAUUCAGUUUGCUGUUCCUAACCCUCUAUGGCAUAGCCGACGGCAGUGAGAAGACUGUUAAAAUAUCACCUUUCUAUCUAAUGUCAUGCACUGUAUAUCUGAAAGGGCUCUUUUUAUUAAGCCUACAUUUCCCAGAGUGCCCUGAGCAGGUUAGCAUUGCCAUCUUAAUCUAAGCCUUAAAUUAAUGAGCAUCAAUUACCAAACAAAAGACCGGAACUGGCCUGGAGUCACGGGAGCCUGCAAGAGCAAAGAAGCCAAAUGAAUGAUGCUUACAAAUGAGCAGGAGGGCUUCCAUUUGUUUGCUCCCAGUUUCAGAGGUUCAUUUUGGCCCACGGGGCAGCCAUCAUUACGUAAAUCACACUGUCUUUUAUGUGUCCAUGCACAGUGAGGUCAAGCGCACCCUAAGCACCCUUCUCUUUGCACAGUGUAUGUUACUCCGAGUCUCUUCUUUCACCCAGUAUGUCCUAAAAGAGUUGCUGUUGUCGUCUUGCAGGCACUUUGAUAGGAGAAAAUUACAACAACUGAGAGUGCAAGUGAGAUUAGACAGUUACGUAA
Molecule: messenger RNA, 4117 nt
Organism: Erpetoichthys calabaricus (reedfish)
Lineage: Eukaryota; Metazoa; Chordata; Cladistia; Polypteriformes; Polypteridae
Gene: slc24a3
Product: solute carrier family 24 member 3
Exons: 17
Coding region: 352-2331 (659 amino acids)
Biological process (GO): calcium ion transmembrane transport; intracellular calcium ion homeostasis
Cellular component (GO): membrane
Molecular function (GO): calcium channel activity; calcium, potassium:sodium antiporter activity
Source: RefSeq, a predicted model, not a curated record